UUCCCUGUUUUUCCAUUUUUUUUAUAAACAAAAACUGCAAAACACCCCCCUCAUAAAUUUCAGAAAAAAAUCGAAAUCUCUGAACGUCUGCUUAAAUGGGUUCAGACUUGCAGGCUUUUUCACAGCCGUCUUUACCAUUAUUGCACCUAUCAUUAUUACCAUGCACAAAGGGUUUGCUUGUUUCUCCUGAAAUACCAGGUCUUCCUCCUCCUUCCUCAAUAAUGGCUUCCUUUUCACCUUCAUUUCCCUUUCCCUCGGAUACCCAUUAAUCUUUUCUUCUUCCUCCUCCAAAAAGUUUUGAUCUUUUUGAAAAACCCUUUACCUCCAACAUUUAAUUUCAUUAUGUAUUAUUGUACUUUUGCUCUGUCUUUUUCAGUAUUUUAAUUGCAAACUCUUCCCCAAAAAAUAAGCUUUUUUUUUUUUUGGUUCUUUUUUCAUAUUGGCAUUCGAACCUACCAUAGCUUGCCGCUUCUCCUUUGUUCCUUACUAGAAGAGAAGAGGCUGCCUUUUAUUUUGUUUAUUUGUUUACUCCUACUCUGUUUUGGGUUCUUGUGGAUUUUAGGAAGUCAGCAUCUCUUUCAGCUGUGGGUCACAGGCAAUGGCUGCCCCUCCAGGAGGAUCCUCGUCUGUGCUGCCGCUAUCCCCGCUCUCGCCCUCUCCCAAGUCUCCACCAGAGUACCCUGAUUUGUAUGGGAAACGCCGGGGAAUGGCCAAGGUUCAGAUGCUUGAGAGAGAGAUUGGUUUUCUCCAGGACGAAUUAAAAUCGAUUGAUGGUUUUCAACCGGCUUCCAAAUGCUGCAAAGAGAUUACUGAUUUUGUCACGGCAAAGUCUGAUCCUUUAAUACCUACAAACAGAAAGAGCCGAAGAAAAUCAUGUCGCUUUUGGAAGUGGCUCUGUGGAAUGCCCUGCUUUAACCUGUCAUGGAUUUGUUGCUGCUGCUGUUCCCCCGGGUGCUCUUGCCGCCUGAAAUGCCCACAGUGCUGCAGCUGUAACAGUAAUCCUUGCAACAGUUGCAGCUGUAACAGUAAUCCUUGCAACAGUUGCAGCUGCAACAGUAAUCCUUGCAACAAUUGCAGCUGCAACAGUAAUCCUUGCAACAAUUGCAGCUGUAACAGUAAUCCUUGCAAAAAUUGCAGCUGUAAUCCUUGCAAAAAUUGCAGAUGUAAUCCUUGCAACAAUUGCAGCUGUAAUCCUUGCAACAACUGCAGCUGUAAUCCUUGCAACAACUGCAGCUGUAAUCCUUGCACCAACUGCAGCUGUAAUCCUUGCACCAACUGCAGCUUUAAUCCUUGCACCAACUGCAUCCCGUGUAACAGCUGUUUAUGUGACUGCACUUCUUGUUUCUGCUGCUCGUUACCAAAAUGGCAGUGUUGCUCUUGUCCUAAGAAGUCAUGCAACCAAAACCGCUGCAACUGCUGCUGCAAUUUUGGGUGCCCUUCGUGCCCAGAUUGUUCUUGUUGCAGAUUCAAAUGCUCUUUUCCUAAAUGUCCAAAGGUGCGCCUUUGUUGCAGCUGUAAAAAAUCCUGCUGUUGUAACCCAUGCUGUUUAUUCUUCUAACAUAUUAUCGCAUUUCUGGAGUAAAGCUUUGAUCCCUGGAUAUUCCAUUCCAUUCUUCCCUUACAUAUAACACUGCUUGUGCAUUGUGGAAUUAGCGCAUCAUUUUUGUUUUUCCAGAUGAAAUUGUUUCUUGUCAAGAAAGAAAAAUUGUAACGGUCU
Messenger RNA from Rubroshorea leprosula, 1717 nucleotides. The record is from the annotation of a GenBank genome assembly. Lineage: Eukaryota; Viridiplantae; Streptophyta; Magnoliopsida; Malvales; Dipterocarpaceae.